CCAUAUAGUAUUCAAUCCAAUUGUGCAAGCUUAAAUUAACCCACUUCUACUCUACUCUCUUCCAAGAUUGACUCAGUGAGUCAGCCGAAACAUUGCUUCCAUGGCACUGCUAACCAUACUCUUUUCCUUGUUAUCCCUGCUUCUGAUUCUUGUUGCUUCCAACAUUGUAAAGAGCCAUGGAAUGGCACUGAGAGAAGCCACAGUGGAAGAUCUCCAACUGGCAUUCAAGCAAAACAGACUGACUUCCAGGCAACUCGUGGAGUUCUACCUUAGAGAAAUCCGGAGACUGAACCCGGUGCUUAAGGGGGUAAUAGAAGUGAAUCCAGAUGCGCUUUACUUGGCGGAUAAGGCAGACCAGGAACGAAAGGCUAAAGCACCGGUGACACACUCUAAUCUGCAUGGAAUUCCAAUACUGGUGAAGGACAAUAUUGCCACCAAAGACAAAUUGAACACCACAGCUGGCUCAUAUGCACUGCUGGGCUCCAUUGUGCCUCGUGAUGCUGGUGUGGUCACAAAAUUGAGGCAAGCUGGGGCUAUCAUACUGGGAAAGGCAAGCUUGAGCGAGUGGUCACAUUUUAGGUCCGACAAUGCACCUGGUGGUUGGAGUGCCAGAGGUGGCCAAGGGCUGAACCCUUAUAAUCUAUUGGCUAGACCUUGUGGAUCGAGCAGUGGAUCCGCCAUCUCAGUAGCUGCAAAUUUGGCAGCAGUGUCACUGGGAACCGAGACAGAUGGCUCAAUUUUAUGUCCUGCCAAUUUGAACUCUGUGGUAGGAAUCAAGCCAACAGUGGGUCUCACUAGUCGAGCUGGGGUUGUUCCCAUCUCCCCAAGGCAGGACAGCGUUGGGCCAAUUUGUAGGACUGUAUCAGAUGCCGUUCACGUUCUCGAUGCCAUUGUUGGCAUCGAUCAAAUCGACAUUGCAACAAUUGAGAUGUCCAAAUACAUUCCUAAAGGUGGCUAUGCACAGUUUCUCAGACGCGACGGACUCAAAGGAAAGAGAAUUGGAAUGGUCAAGGAUCCCUUCUUUGAUUUUGGCAACGACACUUUUCUGGCUCAAACAUUUGAGCUACAUUUCAAGACAUUAAGGCGAGAAGGUGGAAUCUUGGUAGACCAUCUGAAACUAGACAACGUAGGGGAGAUCUUUAGCUCCGCAGCCGAAAAUACUGCGUUGUCUGCUGAGUUCAAAAUAUCCCUAAACGCAUACUUAAAAGAGCUUGUGACUUCACCAGUGCGGUCCUUGGCAGAUGUCAUUGCCUUCAACAACAAAAGCAAAAAAGAAAAAGUGAAGCAGUAUGGACAAAACCUAUUUUUAACUGCCGAAGCCACAAAUGGAAUGGGAAAUGCAGAGAAGGCAGCACUUUCUUCAAUUGCACGCUUGUCAAAAAAUGGGUUUGAGAAGGUGAUGAAAAAGAAUAAGCUAGAUGCAUUGGUGGCUGGUGAUCCAUUUGAUAUUCUUUCUACACCACUUGCUCUGGGGGGUUUCCCCGGGAUAAUAGUCCCUGCAGGAUACAAAGAUGGUGUCCCGUUUGGCAUUUGCUUUGGGGGCCUAAGGGGUUCAGAACAAAAACUUAUUGAAAUUGCUUAUGCCUUUGAGCAAGCCACUAAAAUUAGGAAGCCUCCUCCGUUGAAAUUUUGAAAAACAUGUAGUUGUUACAACAUACAACAUGGGAUGUAUGUAUCUUGUACGUGAAUUUAAUAAGUUAAUAUGGAGUAUAUUCAUAUUCUA
Molecule: messenger RNA, 1723 nt
Organism: Ziziphus jujuba (common jujube)
Lineage: Eukaryota; Viridiplantae; Streptophyta; Magnoliopsida; Rosales; Rhamnaceae
Product: probable amidase At4g34880
Exons: 5
Coding region: 101-1633 (510 amino acids)
Source: RefSeq, a predicted model, not a curated record